AUGUGGUAUGGACAGUGUUCAUCCUUGGAUGCCAAAGUAUGGCAAAGAAUUAAAAACAGAGGACCAGACUGCAUGCACACUGUUCAGAUAAAUGACGAUAAUGUUGAGCUCUCCUUUUGCGGCGCCGUACUGUGGAUGCAAGGACCGAAGCCAGUUGUUCAGCCAAUUGAGAAUGAUCAUGGUGUUUUACUUUACAAUGGAGAUAUAUUCGAUGACAAAUGGGACAGGAAUUGUAAUGAUGCGGAAGUUAUAAUGGAAAAAAUAAGCAACCAGGGAGAAUAUUCAGAAAAUCAAAUAAUAAAUAUAUUGAAGUUACUGAAGGGACCAUUUAGCUUAAUUUAUUAUGAUAAAAAGUCUGGGAACUUGUAUUUUACAAGAGACAGAAUGGGCCGAAUAUCUUUGUUAUUCCAUAAAAAAGAAAAUUCCUUCAUUAUAAGCAGUGUAUUGGGAAGGGAAUAUAAUUGUAUUGAAAUACCUGCUACAUAUAUAUAUAAAAUAAAUUUAAAAACCUGUCUAAUUACCCUUCAUUCCUGGACUAAUGAUACAAUUAGAAAACAAUAUGUUUUGGAGAAUUGGCUAGAAGAAAAUGACCAGCAGCAAAAUCUACCUGAUGAUCAGUUUUCAUUUGAAUUUGAUACAAGUAUUGAUCUUUCCACUGAGGAUGGUGUUGUUCAAUCCAUAGAAACUGCAAUGAAAAUAAAUGACUGUAAAAUUUCAUUCAUGAAAAAUUUAAUGAAGAACUUUAUUAUACAAGAAACCAUUCAUAAUCUUCGAGAGUUAUUAGAAAAAAGUGUGAAACAUAUAGUGAGACUUCUUGUAGGAUUUUAUUAC
Iphiclides podalirius (scarce swallowtail) is the source of this 831-nucleotide messenger RNA. The record is from the annotation of a GenBank genome assembly. Lineage: Eukaryota; Metazoa; Arthropoda; Insecta; Lepidoptera; Papilionidae.